This is a messenger RNA of Tetrapisispora phaffii CBS 4417, 1533 nucleotides long. RefSeq lists its product as uncharacterized. The transcript has a single exon. NCBI's taxonomy places the organism in Eukaryota, Fungi, Ascomycota, Saccharomycetes, Saccharomycetales, Saccharomycetaceae. Gene Ontology annotation, biological process: phosphorelay signal transduction system; regulation of DNA-templated transcription. The record is from RefSeq and is a predicted model, not a curated record. Gene Ontology annotation, molecular function: sequence-specific DNA binding; phosphorelay response regulator activity; DNA-binding transcription factor activity. Bases 1 to 1533 code for a protein of 510 amino acids.
AUGGAUUCACAAUUUGUAGGAGAUAGAGGUUCUUUAGACUUAAAUGAAAUAUUGCCUUCAGUGAAGGAAGAAACGGAGAAUAUUCAAAAUGAAAAGAGGUUAAGUAAUGCACAAGCAGAUAAAUCUGCAUCUGCAAAGCAGCAGAAUGAAUUUGUGAGAAAAAUAUAUAGUAUAUUAGAGGGAGGAGAGUAUCCAGAAAUUGUAACAUGGACAGAAGCCGGUGAUAGUUUUGUCGUUGUAGAUACAGGUAAAUUUACCUCUCAAAUAUUGCCAAAUCAUUUUAAGCAUUCAAACUUCGCAAGUUUUGUUCGUCAGUUAAAUAAAUACGACUUUCAUAAAGUAAAGAGAACUCAAGAAGAAAGAAAAGUAUGGCAAUACGGUGAGUUAAGCUGGGAAUUUAAACAUCCAUUGUUCAAAAGAGGACAAGAAGAAAAUUUAGAUAAUAUUAAAAGAAAGAUAGGAACACAAAAGAAGCCAACUGAUAGAAGCUUAGUACUGAAAAAUACCGAAGGACAAGAGUAUGUUUUAGAUACAGAGGCUUCAAUGAAUUUGUUGAAAAAGAAAACCGUUAGUAUAGAUGCAUUUAAUAAAGUUAAAAAGAAAGUGGAUUUUUUAACAAGAGAUUUAGAAGACAAUAAUAAAAGGUAUUCACAGCUUAAUGGAGAAUUCGAAAAGUUGAACAACAAAUAUUACACAGUUCUGGAAAGUUUAUUAACAUUUAAGACUGCAAAUGAUACUUUAGUGAAUAAAUUCAAUACCUUAUGUACUUCUAUAGCCGACCAAGGAAUCAAAUUACCAGAUAUGAUACAGUUUAGUGUAAAUUCGCCGCAAAGAGAACUAGAAUUAACAACUUCAGGAAUUUCUAACCCACAGUCUGUCCAUAACGAAAUAAAUUUGGGAGAAAAUUCAGAUGACCCUCUGCCGAUCCACAAAGCAAAUAAAACACCUUCUAUCUCUGAUUUACCUAACCCUAUUUUAGAAAAUGAUGAAAAUAUAAAUACUAUUGAUGGUGACCUUGCUCAAGGAGAUACAAUAUUAAAAAAAGGGUUCAAUGUCCUCUUGGUAGAAGAUGAUGAAGUAUCAAUCCAGUUAUGUUCUAAAUUUUUAAUUAAAUAUGGCUGUACGGUUCAAGUGGUUACUGAUGGGCUAGCCGCAAUUUCAACAUUAGAAAAAUACAGAUUUGACUUAGUUCUAAUGGAUAUAGUGAUGCCAAAUUUAGAUGGUGCAACUGCAACAUCGAUAAUUAGAAACUUCGACAAUGAGACGCCUAUAAUUGCUAUGACGGGUAGCAUAGAGCAUCAAGAUUUGAUUACAUACUUACAACAUGGUAUGAAUGAUAUCUUAGCCAAGCCAUUUACCAGAAGAGAUCUGUAUUCCAUGCUAACUAGGUAUUUAAAGAACAGAGUACCAUUAUCUCAACAAGUAAAUAUACCUGCGGAUGUAGUGCACAAACAACUUAAACCUGGAUCCUCAAAUUUAGAAUCUCCUCUGAUACUAGAUGAUAUGCCUCCGUUAAAGAAGUCUAAAAUUUGA